GGGUCUAUCCUACAGUAUGAUACACCGUACUGGUAGUUAGCUAGCUACGAUGGCAAAGUCCAAAAUGAGUUCAACCACCUCCUGAGGGACACCACAGAGCACUUGUAAAGGCUCUAGUGCAUCCCCAAGAACUUCUUUCAUUUUUCUUUCUAACAAAGAUUGCGCCGCAGUUAGCAUUUCCUUCACGGAAUCAUCAGCAACGCCAGGGUACGAUAGGCUAUUGCCAGCUGCCAUUUCCCGGAGAUACUCUAGUAGAGGGGUCCAGCCAGAGUUCUUCUUACUCUUUCUAUGCCGCUUCUUAUUAGGUUGAUUUCGCUUGCACUUUACAAAUAGAGCAUUCGGAUAGAUAUCCAUGACUCGCUGCAAUGCAUCCUUCCAUUGCAUGGACGGGCUCUCUGUUGCAAUGUUUCUGCAAAUGGCAUGCAAUAGUAGCUCUCCUGUUGGUCUUCCUUUUGGGCCCAAAUCAUUCUUGGCAAACGGGAAAUAGCGAGCCAACACACAGAUAAUGUCGGUAUUGAGACUCUCCUCACACGGUUUUAGCAAACGGCGAUAGGUUUUGUUGCUCCUAUUGGCAAGCUGACAACGGAGAAGACGAUACGGCUUUACACAGGAGCGUGGUGUCUUUUGGAUCAGCCAUUCUACCGUCUUGGCACUGUAACCGCUCUUGCAGGCAACAUAAAUUGGUAAGCCCCCUUCCCCAUUUUCAAUUUUCAAGCUCUUUUUAUAUAGGUUGGUCAUGAGCUGGAUUGUUUCGCAAGAGGCAUGUCUCUUCAAAGCCACAUGGAUUGGUAGAUUGCCCUCCUUUGGCUCUUUCUCAGUCAAAGUUGUUGGGUCAGCAUUUACCAGGAACUCAAUGACGGGAUCAUUGCGCCACACGAUUCGAGUGAACAUGUGGAUUGGGAAACCACCCUCUUUGCUCCGUACUCGUAUGACAUCUGGAUAUUCCUCGUAUAGGAACUUGAUAGUCUCUAGCUAGUUUGCCUCUGAUCACCGCGGCGUGAAACGGCAAAUAGUCAUCCUCUGAAGGAAUACGGAUGCUUUGGGGAUUCAGCCUCAGUAGUUUCUGAAUGCGCUGGAGGCUACAAUUCUCUGCACAGGCAACGUGGAUGGGAAGAUAUUCAUCCUUGUUUCUGUAGUGGAUACUCUCUGGCCAUCAAUUCAAGAAGAAAUCUACUAUUUCGUCUCUGUGAAAGCGUAGUGCCAGGUGAAGAGGUAAACCACCUCGUCCAUUCUCCAUGCAAACACUCUCUGGCCAUUGAUCCGCCAGAUAAGCAACGACGUCAAGGGGGACCACUCGUUCGAAUUGAUCAGAGGGAUCUUCUCCCUCGAGGAGUGUCAUGAGCGGAGAACCAUACAUUUCAAACAAAUAUUCAUCAAAGCUUUUCCAAACCUCAGGAUCACUUUUACCAAUGGCCUGAACCUCAUCCAGUGAUGGUGGCUCCCACCGCUCCAGUAUCUCCCACGCUGAAAGCAUGGUUCCUAGUUAUCAGUGCCAGUGUUCUUUGGUAAAAGUAGCUACUAGUAGCUAUAGCAAUGAUUUAUUUUGGGAACCAACAAUCCAACAGAGCGAAAGCCAAACGACGAAAAAUGAUCGAAUUGUGAGCUUGGGUUUGGUUGACCCCAGCCAGUGCAAAAUGUGACGGUUAACCAAGCAGAGGGCAGCGCCGGUGCCGCCAACAUCUCCAACGUUCCGCGUGACGAGGAAACCAAAAAUGCCAACACAAAAUCGUCCAGUCUUGUGCAGCCCUCUUCAAACCAAAAGAGAGACUACUGUCACUUCGAGAAAGCCCGAGGAGGGUAGGAGAAAGUUGUGUUAUCUCGGGGUCUCUGUAGUCUAGUCUAGCUACGAGUAGCUACUCUACUACUGUUUUCUGGAAGAGGGAGCAAGAAAAGACAGCAUGAGCAACGCUACUACUACAGGGAUUGGGCUCCAACCAGGAGUUGCCAUCAGCAAUGAAGAGCACCAACAAGUUGUCACAGAAGGACAGUUAAAAUGGGCCCAAUUCCAUUACAAGCGUCGAGCCAAACAAGUGCGCCAACAAGUGGAAGAGCUGUUGCAGACCCCAGCUUCUGUGGAGGAUGUAGAAGGAGCCUUGUCAGACGAUGGGAAUACCACGGAAGAAAGUGUCUGGAGCGAAGAAGAAGAAGCACAAAAACAACAAACCGCAAACAGAAAACCAUCGAAACGACAAAAAAAGGUGUCGAAACAAUCGAUUUCACGCGGACGGCGAGCUUUGCUCCGAGUCUCGAAACGAGCCUUUGCCAAACGACAAGAAGAAAUCCAAACGUAUGGGUACCAGAAUUGUUGCGAGGAUGAUAUAGACGAUGAUGAGGACUUAUUGGACGAGGAUCGUGACGAUCUAGCCGCAAAGUUUGCAGAUGAAACAGCCUGGAAGAAAGCCAAAAGGAACAGACGACAAUCACGCCGGCGUCGGAGGGCAAAAAAUUCCACACAGCAACGCUUGUUGCAAUUUGAGGAGGCUUUCCGAGCCAUGAUGAUGAGUUUGGCUGCUUUGCAACCACAACAAACAGAAAUCGCAACACCGACAAAAGUUUGGAGUCGACCAGAGGAUGCCCCUGCAUUUGUCAGCAUUGACGGACGUCAAUAUCAAGAUCUAAAAUGGGGCGUGUCUGCAGAGACUGGCAAACUCUUGACGACAACGACACAUUUCUCCUCGGUACCCGUGGAUACUCAGGCUUCCUGGCUGGUGCACAUUCCUGCGAGACAACAAGAACGUGGUACUGGACAUCAUCAAUUGUCAAUCAAUUCAAAUGGAGAAGUAUUGGUGCCUGAAAACGUGAAUGGUACAUUUUCAGAACGAAUGAUACCCGUGUCCAUGGGAUCCGACAAAUUCCAAGAAAUUAAGGAUACGCUUCAAAACCAAGCGUCACUGUCUCAGCAACAAAUGGAAGAGCAAAUGGAAAUCUACAACAAACAUCGCAACAAUCCAUUCAAAUGGCAAGUCACAAAUCCGUCGGGAUAUGAAGGCCAUGCCGAAGACGACGACGAUGAAUAUGACGACUCUUUGGAUCCAGAAAACCUCAAAACAAUUGCUGCCCAGUACCUUACUGAGUUCAUGGCCAGUGCCGAUGAAGAACAUUUGAUUGCUGCUCUGGGUGAAAAAUACAAAGACGAUGUUGAAACUUUGGUUGCUUCGUCUGAUGGGGGUGGGAACGGAUCAACUUCCGACGAUGAUUCCAAAGAUAUUGUUCGACGAUACAUUCAAGGACUCCAGGCAUCAUCCAACGAUGAAGAGCCUUCCAACGAUGACAACCGUGCCAACGCUACCAACAAACAGAGGGAUCAAAUGAUGUCUUCUUUUGCUGGGAUUGCUGCACGAUAUCUAGCGGAGGUCUCGCGUCCCCGCAAGAUCGAACCAACAGUGAACAUUUAUCGUCAUGAACAAGGUAUACUAGUCCAAGAGCUGGCGUCUCUGAUGGAACACCUGAUUGGAAUGAAAGCAGCAGAUGACGACACAGCGGAUGCCCUGGCAUCGUCCUCUGAGCCAAACGAGCGCAUUUUCCAGUCAAUCCUUGCAAAGUAUCUUGCUGCUACAGACUUUGCUGCAGCACCUGACUGUCCCGUGAAAGAAGCGGAUGUACUGCAAGAGUUGAAUGGCAAAGAAGGGCACGAAUUCUCGCGGUUAAUGACUCGAUAUCUGGCAAAGGUCCACUCUGCCAUGCUCAAGAAGCGAACUAACACAGGAAAGUCAAGGAGAAGCAGCAUUGCCAAUCGAUACAUGGAGAUGUUGGGAAAGAAAUCACCUCUAGGAAACGACUCCGCAGGCACGGACACACAGGAAAACAUUCCUACUACUAGCAACGACCAACAUGUGUUUGAAAGGAUUUGCUGCAAGUACUUUGAGGAGCUCAAUGACGUUGCAGACAACCAGGGAGAGAAUAACUUUGAGGAAGCUGACGUUUUGGAGGAAUUGAGACAAGAAAAACACAAGGCUAUCCCUGCCAUUGUAGCCAGCUAUCUGCGGGCGCUGAGUCAAUCAAUAGCAUCUGGCGAGGGGGGAAUCCCACACCAUACAAAUGACAUCAUGCCUAAACCCAUUGCCGACAGAAUUCAAGCUAUCGAAGAAGUUUUCUCUCAGACACUGCCAAUAUUUGAUCAGCUGGGUCCAAGUCAUGAAAACCAAAGAUCGAAACAGCGGCUGUUGGAGGCUUUUGCGUCGAGAUUUAUCGCGAACAUUGCGCAAUGCAACGAGGAUACCCUCUUUGUAGAGCUGGGCGAGAUGGAGCGUCAAGGCUUUUCAAGGCUGGCAACAUGUUAUCUUGACGAGAUUCUGGAGGCUUCGAUCGGUUGGAGAGCGGACCAACGUGAAAAGGCUAUCGUCACUAGGUACUUUGCAGACUUGGAGCUGUCGCAACGUUUCCAAACAAAAGCUACGCCCAUUCAAAGUAGACUCGUAGAAGACUUCCUGUGUCGAUACAUGGAGGAGGUGUAUUCAUUGUCAAAGGACCAAGCCCAGGCGGCUCUACGAAAGUCGGAAACGACGAACUUUUCCACUGCUGUAGCAAAAUACCUUGCAAAUGCUGGUGACAGCGUACGAGAACAAGCAGCUCGUUCCAAUACCAUUGUUGAACAGGGUCUGGUUGCCGACAUACUGGACGACCUUGAACAUACGGACGAAGGUGGUGGCAACCCAGUCGUCGCGAUGCCUCCACAAAAUCUUGUCACGGGCAUGCCGAGAUCCAGAAGGAGCGUAGGAAGGGCGGAAGGUGUAGCUGCUCGAUACAUAUCGGCAGUUGUCGACGACUGUGACGAUGAUGACAUAUUUGCCGAGCUGCGGAAGCAAGACAGCCCCAAACUCGAUACUGUGGGUGAGGAUGUGUUUUCGGAGCUGCGAGGAGACAGUCCAAGAUCUGGAAUGGAAACCCCAGGUAUCAAUCAACAACUGAGCGGGACACGAACGCCUCAGAGAGAUUCGGACAAUGCUUCUGCUUCCAAUCGAGACGGUGCCCACUGUGCAUCCCUAACCAACGCCUCUUCGCUCCAAUCGACUGCACUGCAUUACAUUUCCAAACUGAGGAUAGACUGCAGCAAGCAAGACAUAAGUGCGGCAAUGGGCAAUCUUGAAAAUCGUGAAGAAGAUCGUGCAAUCUUUGCCAAUGGGGUUACGUCCUUGCUCCUCGGCGUGUCAGAGAGUACUGUCCGAGGCGGGCGUUCCCGCGCUUCAGCAAGCCGUUACUUGGCUGCAAUGAGAGGCCUCGUGGAUGAGCACGAGGAACCAGACAAAGCACUCGGUAGUCUUGAUGUAGACGAAGCAGCCGAGAUGCUAUCCGAAUCGGUAAAUAUGGGAGAUCAAAAGACAAUUACGUGGGCUAUACAAAAGCUUGGCAAAACAGAAAGCAAGAAUUUUGCUAACCUGAUCUCGGCGUAUCUUUCCGGAGAUCUCAGCAGGAUCGACUUCGAUCUGAUUCAGAAAGACGUUGUCGAAAGUAGCACUAAGCCAGAAGCCAAAAAGCUGGAGUCUACCGAAGUGAAGUCGGACGUCGGAUCUGACUUUUUCGCGUACAUGAGGCGACACAAGAUUUUUCCGCAGGAAGUCCCCAAACGAGAGCAAGACCCACCUGCUCCUGCCAACAGUAGGGUUCUCGAGGGAGAGAGAAAUCGGCAGAAUCCAGGCUCUGACGAAGUUGUAGCUGCGGAAGGCAAUGUUUUGCAGAACACUGUGGAUAGAUUUUCCAACAGACGUGACUCGUAUCAGCAAGAGCUGGCUGAGGAAAAGAAGGCCGCGGACCAUCUCUCCAGGUCUUCGAGCUCGGAGAAGUCAGGCACGAUGCUCAGCGAUAGAGAGGAUGAAAAUACUCCCUUUGUUGUGGAAGAUGGGUCUAGUCAGUUUGAAACGCCCAACCGCUUCCAAUCGCCGGACAGAUCGCAAGCACCAGGCUCUGAGUUCUCUCCUGAGCGACUUCGAGAUUUUCACCAAAGUGUCAUUCAAAAGUCUGCUCUUAUCGGGGAUGGUGAAGCAGUGCAUCCGAUUAUUGAUACUGACGGGACAACGAGCGAAGCCAGUGAUUCUGGUGCUGCUCUGUCUCCAAAAGCCAUGGCCGGUUUGAUGCUCUCGCCGACUAUCCUCAACAAGAGGCUUACUCAGGCCAUUCUAGCCAUUAAAAGCAAAAGAUGGGAACAGGUUUCAUAUCUUUUGAAUGCCAACCCCUGGCUGGCUGAAAUGCCCGAAAUAGGAACAAACCAGUACCUCCUGCAUAAGAUUGCUUCUUUCGGAGGCGGGAACUCAGCAGAUCCUCCAGCCCCAGAGCAGCUUUGCGGUGACAUGGUGAAAAUGUACUCUGCGGUCCAGAAGUUUGACAACGCAGGGAAUCUUCCACUUCACAUGGCGAGUUCAUCCGGGAACGUUCGAAUGAUUGCUGUUCUUGGAGAGCGGUUUCCGAGCGGUGCUUCAGUGAGAAACGAGGACGGAAUGUUGCCCAUUCAUCUUGCUAUAGCAUCUCGUUCCAAAGCACGAAAUUCCAUGGUUUCACUAGUGGACGUCAUAAAGCCCCUCUUGGCAUUCUUUCCUGGCGCCCUGGCGAUUGCCGACAACGCUGGAAAUCUUCCUCUCCAUGUUGCAGCGCAGUGCUUGAAUGGCGAUGAGGGGGUCGACGUCAUCAAUCUGCUUCUAGACGAAGCCGAGAAACAAAUCCGCAGUCCUGGAGGGGUUCGGUUCCGCAACAAAGUCACAAUCGACGAAGAGGACAACGAAUCUGUGUCAACCGGAGCCACCACUUCAAAGCACAUGCUUGAAGAAGGCGACAAUGAGGAGGAUCUCCCGCCCAGCAUGGUUGUCAACGACGACGGUGAUAUUCCACUAUGGUUGGCGAUAUCGAGGUCUGCACCGGAGGUGGUCAAGGCGUUAGUGAUAGGGCCUGGGGGCAGGCAAUCAGCUUUCAGAAAAGACCUGAAAGGAAACACAUCGCUGCACCGUUUGCUCAACCAAAAUUCAGUCAGCAUGGUAACAUUGAAGGCGAUUUUGGAUGCUGUGCCCGAAGUUGCACUUGAGACAAAUAACGACAGGUUGCUUCCCAUCGAGAUGGCAGCCAUGAACAGCCUGCCUUCGCCAGUUGUUCUCGAGUUGCUGCUAGCCGACCUCCCGAUUUUGCUUCAUGACAAGGCUUGUCUGACUCCAAAAGGAGGGGGGAGAAGUUGGUGGUUCUUGACGUGCGACAACGACGAUCGCUAUCUGGACGUAGUCGAAAAGCUCGUAUCCAUGUGCACCUACCAACAAGUGAACGAACUCGCAUUUGUGACAGACAAUGCAUCCAACGAAACAUUGAUCUCGCGCACAUCACCUGAAUGCGGCGAGUUUCUUACGGUGUCUCUUCUCUUUGUCGGUCGUUUCGAGUUUUUGGCUUUCAAGCCGGAUCAAGUAUGGAAAGACUGUAAAGUGUAUGAUGCGCUCGACUAUGGCAGUGCAGAAUCCCCCAACGAGGAAGGUCGACGAGUAAUGCUGAAGUGCUUUACCAGUGAAGAGACUUACAAAAAAGAGAUUUCAAUUCUGCGUAACUUGGGUCUGGACUUCAACUAUGUCGAGCAGAUUUCGUGUUUCAUGGUUGGGGCACGCGAUAGCUACGAUAGCGGCGGCUGUGACCAGUUCUGUAUUGCCGUGGAACAACCAAGCUUGACGCUUGACCGUGUGGUUGCUGGUAUGCUCAGGAAUGAUGCCUGCAGGGAGAACUCUGAAUUACGGCGAAAGUACAUUGCGAAGAUUCUUUCAGUCCUGAGGGUUGUGGCCAAGGGCCUUUAUAAUCUGCAUUCGGCGGGCAUCGUCCAUGGCAACCUGGUGCCAGAAGCUUGCGGAAAGUUUGGGGACAGAUGGAAGCUGGUUGGAGCAUUCGGAUUUCAGAGAGUGGGAAAGGCUUUUGACGCGAAAAGGUUUGGAGAGUCGGUCCCACCUGAAGCUUUGGAACCACACAAUAUUGCAGUGGGUGGACAGGUAGCAUUCCGCACGGGUCUUGCGGUUGACCGGUCCAUUGACAUUUGGGGCUUUGGAAAGCUCUCUUACGACGUCUUGGUGGGACAAGCUCUCAUCGACUUUGACCAAGGUAAAGAGCUGCACAAUGACCACACAAGUCUUUUGAGGAUACAACAUUGGAGUACUCUGGACCUGGUAGAAGUCAGGCAAGACCUUCGACGGGUUGGAGUUCCGGACCCAGUUGUGUUGCUCAUCACAAGGUGCCUCUCCCAGGACCCUGGUAAUCGGCCGAGCACUAUGAACGAAAUCCUUCGUAGCGAUGUUUGGGACAACCUGCAUCGUCCUGCUCCAGCACCUGUGGAUCCAUCACACUUGCACGAGUGUUGAUGAGCUUGUCAAAUACACCUUUUCAACUUUACCAACUAAUAAUAUUUGUAGUAAUUGCUAACUAAUAAUGAUGAAAGGAUGUCGCUGUUC
Messenger RNA from Seminavis robusta, 8399 nucleotides. NCBI's taxonomy places the organism in Eukaryota, Bacillariophyta, Bacillariophyceae, Naviculales, Naviculaceae. The record is from the annotation of a GenBank genome assembly.